Messenger RNA from Penicillium cinerascens, 1071 nucleotides. RefSeq names its product alternative oxidase. The record is from RefSeq and is a predicted model, not a curated record. Gene Ontology annotation, cellular component: mitochondrion. The coding region runs from base 1 to 1071 and encodes 356 amino acids. The transcript has 3 exons. NCBI's taxonomy places the organism in Eukaryota, Fungi, Ascomycota, Eurotiomycetes, Eurotiales, Aspergillaceae. Gene Ontology annotation, molecular function: alternative oxidase activity. Gene Ontology annotation, biological process: alternative respiration.
AUGAGCUUGAUCUCAUCAAUACCAACCACAGCACCCUUCCGGGUUGCUAUACGACCCACGACAUACUUCCACCUUGCGGCGCGGGCUUACUCAGGCGUUGCCGUCAAGGGAAUCAAUCGCUCAGGCCGAGCAAACAGGAAUCAUGCACCGUUCAACUGCACAUCCAAGCGCCCCAUCUCAUCAACGCCUCAGAACCAGAUCAAAGAAUUCUUUCCACCUCCCAAGGAACCGGGCGUGAAAGAAGUCGAGUCAGCAUGGGUUCACCCAGUAUAUACCGAGUCAGAAAUGAAAAGCAUCCAAGUGGCACAUCGUGAAGCAACCAAUUGGUCCGACUGGGUUGCCCUCGGUACCGUUCGUGUCUUCCGAUGGGGCAUGGACUUCGCCACCGGCUACCGGCAUGCCGAGCCGGGCGAGAAUACACCGAAGAGAUUCAAGAUGACUGAGAAGAAAUGGAUGGCCCGUUUCAUCUUCCUGGAGAGCGUGGCAGGUGUGCCUGGUAUGGUCGGUGGUAUGCUGCGACACUUGCGCAGUCUUCGCAAGAUGAAGCGAGACAACGGAUGGAUUGAAACGCUCCUGGAAGAGGCAUUCAACGAGCGCAUGCACCUGCUGACUUUCCUCAAGCUAGCCGAACCCGGCUGGUUCAUGCGUCUGAUGGUGCUGGGCGCCCAGGGCGUCUUCUUCAAUGGCUUCUUCAUUUCCUACCUUAUUUCACCUCGCAUCUGCCACCGAUUCGUGGGCUACCUCGAAGAGGAGGCUGUCAUCACCUACACCCGCGCCAUCCAAGAACUCGAGGAUGGAAAACUCCCCGAGUGGAACAACCUCCAGGCACCUGACAUCGCAGUGCAGUACUGGCAGAUGCCCGAGGGCUCACGAACCAUGCGGGACCUUCUCAUGUACAUCCGCGCAGAUGAGGCCAAACACCGCGAGGUGAACCAUACGCUCGGUAACCUGAACCAGGCUUUGGACCCCAAUCCCUACCAGUCCAAGUACCGGGACCCGACGAAGGAGCAUCCGAGCAAGGGCAUUGAUAACCUCAGAGGAACGGGAUGGGAGCGAGGAGACAUCUUUUAA